GCAACCAUUAAACUCUCAGUUGAAGCGUGCCGAGUUUAACGCGAAUGCGACCGAAAAGCAUCUGGCAAGUGUUUGUUUUAAUUUCAUAUUGCUAACGUGACCGUAACAACACACGCCCAAGAUGUGGUUUCUGAUUUAAUAAAUGAGAGACAUCACUUUUCUCAGGGGCUCAAACUGGACCAUUCUGAGGUUGAAGGCAGAUCCACCCACCAAAGAGCUGGAAUCACCUGGGGUCAGAGGUCACAGACGCAAGCGGCCGGCUUCAACAGUGACCAUCCGGAGCAGAGGACCGCUGACAAACACAGCGUCUACCCGGGCAGAUCAUGGCGAACAGCGGGCAGAAAGUUGUGCUGAUCACCGGCUGCUCCUCCGGCAUCGGGCUGCGAAUCGCCGUCACACUGGCCAAAGAUGAAAAGAAGCGUUACCAUGUGAUCGCGACGAUGCGAGACCUGAAGAAGAAGGACAAGCUGGUGGAAGCUGCCGGAGACUCCUUCGGGAAGAACUUGACUUUGCUGCAGCUGGACGUGUGCAGCGAUGAAUCGGUCAAGCAGUGCAUCAGUAACGUAAAGGAUCGCCACAUUGACAUCCUGAUCAACAACGCAGGUGUGGGUCUGCUGGGGCCGGUGGAGAGCAUCAGCAUCGAGGAGAUGAAGCGGGUGUUUGAGACCAACUUUUUCGGGGUGGUGCGCAUGAUCAAGGAAGUGAUGCCCGACAUGAAGAAGAGGAGAGAGGGACACAUCGUGGUCAUGAGCAGCGUGAUGGGACUUCAGGGAGUUGUGUUCAAUGACGUUUACACGGCAUCAAAGUUCGCCAUGGAAGGCUUCUGUGAGAGCAUGGCUGUGCAGCUGUUGAAGUUCAACAUCAGGUUGUCCAUGAUCGAGCCAGGUCCGGUUCACACCGAGUUUGAGACGAAAAUGAUGGAGGAUGUGGCCAAGAUGGAGUAUCCUGGUGUGGACGCAGACACGGUCCAUUACUUUAAAGACGUCUACUUGCCGUCGUCUAUAGACAUCUUCGAGGCCAUGGGGCAGACCCCGGACGACAUAGCCAAAUGCACUAAGAAGGUGAUCGAGUCGAGCAGCCCCCGCUUCAGGAACCUGACCAACAGCCUCUACACACCCAUCGUGGCCUUGAAGUACGCGGAUGAGACCGGCGGCCUGUCUGUCAACACCUUCUACAACCUGCUUUUUAAUUUUGGCCCACUCAUGCACAUCACCAUGAGCAUUCUCAAGUGUCUGACUUGCAGCUGCCUGCGGAGACGAACCGUGUCCCCUAACUGAGGGAGAUCCGGUUCCUCUCCUCGCGUCUAGAUUAGAGCCAAUAAGUCCAGGAGCGCUGAUUCAGAGAAAUGACAAAGGUACAUCGCAUGAGUAUAAAUCAACACACCAACUGGAUCCGUGUACAGAGGUAUGACUGAAUGAGGGGAUAUCUUACUUGUGGCUGUUUUACAGUUUGAAAAGUGUUCUAAAAGGUUUUAUAAGUCCCGUGGACAAGACUGCAAGGCACAAGCUCCGUUUCAGAGAAAGGUAACUAGAUGGUAUUAAUUUGUGUCUUUAACAAAACUUCUAUUGUGACCGUAAUCUUAUUUCACUGAGUGUUCUCAAGGUCAAAACUGCUGUUUAAUUCUAUUUGAAAUCUUUUUUGUAAAUGUUGUUUUGAAGGCUUUUAUCGUGCAUAUUUAAUCAGUCUAUUUGAUUUUGAAAUAAAAAAAAAGGAUCCUGA
Molecule: messenger RNA, 1719 nt
Organism: Synchiropus splendidus (mandarinfish)
Lineage: Eukaryota; Metazoa; Chordata; Actinopteri; Syngnathiformes; Callionymidae
Gene: rdh8a
Product: retinol dehydrogenase 8a
Exons: 8
Coding region: 324-1277 (317 amino acids)
Biological process (GO): estrogen biosynthetic process
Cellular component (GO): cytoplasm
Molecular function (GO): estradiol 17-beta-dehydrogenase [NAD(P)+] activity
Source: RefSeq, a predicted model, not a curated record